AAAAACAGCCCAUGCAGGAGGCUUCAGUCUAGGGGGCUCUUUGGAACCAGCGCCUUCUCCACCGGGGGAGUGCGGGGAAUGAGGCAUCUCAUUUAGGCUCCAGGACCUGGAGGGGGUUCCACCAGCGCAAAGAGGAUUCUCUGCAGCCAGGGGCGGGGGUGAGGGGUAGGAGUAAGGAGAGCCAGCGCUCGCGGCUUGUUGCCUGGCGACGGAGCGCGCGUCCUUUCCGCAUUGAACAGGUUGAUCCCACCCGGCCCCUGCGCCCUACCAGGGGCAGUUGCAAAUCCCGCCCGCCCCAUAGGGUGAAUGUUUGACACAUGAAUGAGAACACGGACGUCCUCGGAGACAGGUCAAAUUUGUCAAGAUGUCCACCUUCAAAAAGCACUUUGGACUGAAAUCCAGAGAAGAAUCCCUCCUGUUUAAAGAGCUGGAGAAGGUUCGCCAGGAGGCUAAAAAGGACUUUCUCAAAUUCAAGCAGAAGUUGGCGUCUAACCUGACUUCAAAUGAAGGACUAGACCACCACCCCCGUCCGGCCCGCCCUGGGGAGAAGAGGAGCGAAGGUUCCUUCACGCCUCGCAGAACCCUUUCCAAAGGGUCCCCUCCCGCCAAAGUCCCUGCGACCGCUGCUGGGGUCUUCCUGCAGGAGGCGCUCCAAGGGCUAGCGCGCCCCUCGAGCCCGAGCGAGGCUUUCGCUGUGCGAAAGACCAGACCAUUUCGUCCCCAGGAGUUUUACUUGCGGAGCUCCGCGUUCCUGCGGUACAGGAUCCAGAAGAUACCGCCGAUCAUCACUCCGGAGGUGGGCACAUCUAAACCUGUGGUCCUGCGGCCGCUGCCCACGUCCCUGGGCAAGUCAGGAGCGCGCCUGAGUCCCGGGAGCCCGCGGGCCGCAGCGGCCAGGCAGGUCGUCGACGCGGCAGAGGAGCAAGAAGCAAACCAGGAGAUAACUCCGUUCUCAGAGGCCCAGGGGGCCAAAGACAGGAAGACCAGCUCCAUUUCCAGCGAGGACAGCGACUGGGAGGCGGGAUGGUGGCGGAGGAGAGUAAAGAUUCGCGCUCACUUCAUGAGCCAGGGCUCAGUCCCCAGGGGGUCGGAGGCAGACGAGUCCAUUUCCAAAGCAGUGUGGGAGAGUGGCCUGCUUAGGGAUGUGCACGAGGUCGCCCAGCCUGAGCUGCUGCCCACCAGAGUGAUCCCCAGAACCAUCGAGGAGGUCAUCACCUCGCUGCAGUCGGAGGCCCAGCUGGCCUCUGACCAGAUCAUCAGAGAGCUCAUACAGAGCAUCCUGGGCCAGAACUACGACAUAAAAAUAGAAGAUAUUUCUAUAAUGGGAAAACUGGGCCCCAAAACCACUGAGCUGGAAGCAGAAGCACCUCGGACGGAAGAAGAAACACCUCAGAUGGAGGCAGAAUCAUCUCAGAUGGAGACAGAACAAGAGUUACACAUCGGUGUUGAGGAACCUCAAGUGCCAAUGUUUGAGGAGCCCUUGCAAGAUGUGUCAAGUAUUUUCCAGAUUGAACAGGAAGCUAUACCAGAAUGGGAAGGCUCAGAAACGGGAAGCAUGUUAUUUGGAGCACAGGAUAUGUCACGAAUACAGAAAGCAGAGCCAUCAAGUAAACCUCUGCAAGGUAGACAGCCUCCAGGAAAAUCAAAAGUCCGCAAGCAGUUGAAAUCAGGACAACUCUUGCAAAUCAGAGGAAAAGAAGUUAAGAGAAAACCAAAAAGUAAACCAAGAAUUCCAGCAUGGAGAUUAACAAAGUCUUUAAAAUACCGUCGUGAUAAAAACCUACCUAAAAAAAUUCUACAAGCCCCUUCCAUUCCUCACAUGCAUGAUCUGUGCACCACCAUCCCAGGCCGACAGCUGCCCAUUGACUUGCACCUGGCCUCCCGCGUGUACCACACUGUCAGCAAGAAGGGCCACCGUACCCUAGUUGAAUUUUUUGGAUCAUGUUUCUUAGAUGAUCACUUUCUAGACACAGAAAAAGAUAAAAUACUGUGUGGAAUUCCUGUUAAGAGAGAAAACGAAGACUAUGCCUGUGUCCCUCUGGUGCCACCAGAGACACCUUCUGAAUUGGCACAAGGAACUAUGCAAUAUGUUCACAACCUGCAACUCUCAGGAGAGGAGACAUCUGCUUAUCCAGAAAUUACAAAGAUGUUUUGGAAUCCCACUGCACCCAAAUUCUCUGUUCCAGAAUGUGUCAUGAGGGACAUUGUGUAUCCAAAAUAUGAGAGUGUUCAAAGAAGCAGAAUUUUAACUGAGAAAAUUUUGUCUGAAAGCAAGGAAAGAAUCAGUCUAAGUGGUUACAGAAGAAUGAGCUUUAAGGUUUUCUUACUAAAAAAAUCUGCAUCAUUUGAAAAUAUUAAAACAUGUUUCAGUACACAGUCUACACAAUUGAAGAGAGCAAAAUCUGCAGUUGAAUUGAGAAAGGAGUUCACCACCAAAUCAUUAGAACUAAAGGAUGAUAUUCAAAGCAACCUGGGACUGUUGAUGUACCAGAAAAGAAGGGCGUUGGAGCUCCAGUUUGCUGAGCAAAAGAAGGCCCAGGCCCCUUUCAUCAGAGCACAUAUUACUGAGCUCCUAGAGAGCAUUCCGGAUAACGACACUUUUGAAGACAUCUCUCUGUCUCUCAUCGAAGCAUCGAAAAAAGCUGGCAUUACUUACAUUGUUUUUCCCAAGAGAAAGAUGAUGAAAUGGAAGAAAAGUAUGAAAUCGAAUAAACUUACUACUAUGUAUAAAGAGUUAUCCAAGCCUCCAAAACCAAUUCAAAGAUCAUUAUCUCAUGGAAUACUUCCUGGAGAAAGGAAAUGUUUUCUCAAAGUUCCAUUAUAUGAACGUCAAGUACGGUGUCCCAGCUUACCUUUGAAGUUAGAUUUUGAUAAAUUUGUGGAAAGUAGGGGAGGAAUACCAAGGAAUACUAAUCCUCGGAUGUGGGCUGCUGAAAUAUUCAUUAAAGAUAAGAUUCCGAAAGUACCCCCACCAGUAGUGAAAACUUCUGUUGUAAAGGAGAUUUCUGAAAAAGUUGAAGAACCACCAAAACUAGAAUUAAGUGAUUUUUUGGGGUGUGAUCUUCCACCAGAAGUCAUUGAGCAUUAUAAAUCUGAAGUGAAAACCUUGACUCAACAAAUAAAUAAUAAGAUACUUCCUGAAGUUGCAUAUUGCAGGCGUGGAGCUAUUUAUAGGCACCUGGGAAAGUUACAGAGUGCCAUGAAUGAUUUACAGGAAGCUAUAAUUUUGGAGCCAAUGCUUCUCAAUGCCUACUGGCACCGACAUUUCAUUUAUCUUUUCCAAGACAGAAUUAAUGAUGCUUUGGAUGACUUGAAUUAUAUAAGUAAAUAUAAUAAAAAUAAUGCAGAGGCAUAUUUGUCAAAGGCAGAAAUUUUCAAGAACAAAGAAAACACUGCUUCGGCAAUUCUAAAUUAUACCCUGGCAAUUAAGUGCAGGCCCACAGAAGCUGAUAGCUAUUUCAGGAGGGGUGAGAUGCAUGAAAAAGCAAACAGAGUACUGGCUAUUGAUGACUAUUCUAAAUGUAUUUUUUAUGAUCCCCAAAGAGUAGAUGCAUUAUUGAAACGUGGGAUGUUUUUCUAUGAAAAUGAAAAUUGGACUUCAGCCAUACAGGAUUUUACAGCUUUGUUAAAUAUAGAACCCCAAAAUUUGCAAGCAAGGAUACAUCGAGCAAGAGCAUAUUUUAAAAGGAGUUUUUAUAAACAAGCAAUUCAGGACUUUUCUAUUGCUAUUCACUUAGAUCCUAAUAACUGGUUGUCAUUCUAUUAUCGAGCUUGCUUAUUUAGAAAGACUAACCCUCGUAAAGCACUACAGGAUUAUAGCAUUUCAGUUCUCCUAAAUGACGGCUAUGAGAAUUUUAGUUGUUUUCUACAUCGGGGCAUAGUCUAUGUAAAUCUAAAACUUUGGUGGCUGGCAAUUUGUGACUUUGAAGCUGUUAUUUCUCUAGAAAGAACUGUUACUUUGGCUUACAUAAACAUUGGCCUCAUAUAUCUGCUACACCUGGAAAACUACAAUGAAGCUAUUUGUUGGUUUUCUGAGGCUAUUAAAAUUGAUCCUUCGUGUAUUCAAAGCUAUAUUUGUAGAGCAGAAGCCUAUUAUAAGCUGCAUAAAUUGAAAAGGGCAGUCAAGGAGUUAUCUCGUGCCAUUCACUUUCAGCCAGAUGGAGUCCAAUUGUAUAUAAUAAGAGGACAAUAUCUUCUUAUGAUGAAGUGUUAUGAUCUGGCAAAGUUCACUAUUUAUCAAGUAGCAGAAAUGAACCGUGGUCUCAUUGAGUUGAACCCAAUACAACAAGCAAUCAUUUAUUCAUUUUGUGAAAACCAUGAGAAGGCUAUUCAGGUCUUGGAGGAGAGCUUGUGGAGUAAGCCAGAAGUAAUCAUGUUUAUCAUAGCAAAAACACUAAUGAAGGCCAAGAAAUUCAAGGAAGCUCUGAGAAUGUUUAAGAAGGCAAUGGAAAUCUGUUCUUGUUCUCUCAAAGGACAAAAUGCUGCAGCUUUUUCAUCAGAGUGCCUGUAUAACUUGGGUCUUUGUUACAUAGAAGAAAACAACUUCCAAAUGGCUUUUGAUUCUUUUACAAAAGCUGUGAAAGCAAAUCCUGAUUUUGCAGAAGCUUUUUAUCAACGAGGGUUUUGUAAAGUAAAACUCCACAAGGAAAGCUCAGUUCUGGACUUCAAUCGUGCAAUUACGAUCAAUCCGAAACACUACCAGGCAUACUUAGGCCGAGUAGCCUACUAUGGUUUAAAAGGCAGAUUCUCCAAAGCAAUUUUGAACUGUAAUGAGGCAAUCAGUAUUUAUCCUGAGAGUGUGCGUGCCUAUGUCUGCAGAGGAGCUCUGAAAUACUACAGUGGGAAUUACAGGCUAGCUAUUGAAGAUUUAACUACAGCUAUCAACAUGGACAGAAAGUGUUAUGUAGCAUUUUAUAACAGAGCAUUAUGUUAUAUCAAGACAAAUGAACUUCAAAUGGCCUUAGCAGAUUAUGGAAUUGUGCUGCUGCUUGAAGCUGUAGAAAGUAUAAUCUUAAAUACUCUCAUUAAUCGUGGAAUCGUCUAUGCUGAACAAGAGCAGUAUGGAUUUGCCUUAGAGGAUUUUAAACAAGCUGCACUGAUAAGCCAGACCAACGCGAGUCUUUGUCAUGCUACCGCCAUGUGCCACCACAGGUAUGGAGAUCAACUGGUGUCCAAGGGGAGGCAAGCCCAAGGAAAAUUCCAGAAAGCUUGGAACCAUUUUACUAUUUCUAUAGAAAUUGAUCCAAAGAGCUACCUGGCCUAUGAAGGAAGAGCUGUGGUUUGUCUUCAGAUGGGUAAUAAUUUUGCUGCCAUGCAGGAUAUUAAUGCUGCCAUAAAGAUCAAUACCACAGCAGAGUUCAUAACAAAUCGUGGUGUGAUUCAUGAGUUUAUGGGCCAAAAACAGAAUGCAGUAAAAGACUACCAAGCAGCAAUUGCUUUAGACCCCAAGUACUCACUGGCUUACUUUAAUGCCGGAAAUAUCUACUUUCACCACAGGCAGUUUUCUCAGGCCAAUGACUACUUCUCAAAGGCUUUAACGUUUGAUCCAGAAGAUGAUCAUGCUCUCAUGAAUCGAGCUAUCACAAAUACAAUAUUAAAUAAAUAUGAAGAAGCAGAAGAAGAUUUUGCUUGUGCAGUUGAACGUUGUCCAUUUUGGGCUGCAGUAUAUUUCAACAGAGCACAUUUAUACUGCUGUUUGGAGAAGUAUGAGCUAGCUGAGGAAGAACUGAGUAAAGCUCUGUCUUUGAAGCCUAAUGAUGCUCUAGCAUAUCACCUCAGAGCAAAAGUUCGUGGUAAAAUAGGUCUGAUUGAGCAAGCUAUGGCUGACUACAACCAAGCACUUGAUCUUGAAGACUGUGCCUUACAUACAUGAUUACAUAGACUACUGUGGUUUCUACAGUCAUUUACAUAGCAGUUCUUUCUGAAACUGAAAUGUGUUUGUUGUUUAGAAGUUUAAACUGCCUUUGUUAUAUAUUAUUAUGCUUACUCUUCUAUAAACCUUUAAUGCAUUUUAGCAAAAUGUU
This is a messenger RNA of Ictidomys tridecemlineatus (thirteen-lined ground squirrel), 6023 nucleotides long. The record is from RefSeq and is a predicted model, not a curated record. Lineage: Eukaryota; Metazoa; Chordata; Mammalia; Rodentia; Sciuridae.